AUGGCCGCUCCGCAGCCUCGCCGGCACCACGCCGCCUUUCUCCGCGGCAAGCCCCCGCCUCCCGCCAAUGGGAAGCCCGCCGCCGCCUCCUCCAAGCCCAAGUCUCCCGGCUCGCCUGCCAAGGCGCCGCCGCCGUCGACGUUGGAGGAGCGGACGGUGAAGCAGCUUAGGCUGGCCAAGGCGCUGACGCUCCCGGAGGCCACCGCGGUGUCCGAGGCGUGCAGGAGGAUGGCCUCCAGGCGCGCCGACGCCGCGCUGCUCACCGACGCCAAAGGGGUGCUCUCCGGCAUCGUCACGGCCGAGGACAUAUCGGGUCGAGUCAUAGCCCAUGGUCUCAGGCCUGACGCAACGAGUGUGGGAAAGGUGAUGACGAAGAACCCAGUUUUUGUCAUGUCCAAUUCGCCGGCCACCGAGGCACUGCAGAAGAUGGUCCAAGGCAAAUUCCGGCAUCUUCCUGUAGUGGAGCAUGGUGAGGUCAUUGCCAUAUUGGACAUUACCAAGUUCCUUUGCGAUGCCAUUUCUAGAAUGGAAAAGGCAGCAGAGCAAGGUAGUGCUAUAGCCGCUGCUAUGGAAGGGGUCGAACGGCAGUGGGGAAGUGAAUUUGCAGGUCCGCACACGUUAGUAGAAAAUCUUCGAGACCACAUGUUCAAACCUUCCCUGUCAAGUAUCAUAACUGAAAAUAGCAGUGUUCCAUCGGUAUCUCCUUCAGAUCUAGUAACUGUAGCUGCCAAAAAGAUGAGAGAGUACCGAGUUAACUCAGUGGUUGUCAUGACAGGGAACAUGCUGCAAGGCAUUCUCACUUCCAAGGAUUUGGUUUUGCGAGUAGUGGCACAAAAUCUGUCCCCAGAGGUGACUCUCGUAGAAAAGGUCAUGACUGCAAGUCCUGAUUGUGCUACAUUGGACACAUCAAUCCUCGAGGCUCUACAAUCAAUGCAAGAUAGAAAAUAUCGUCAUAUUCUUGUUGCGGACAAAAGAGGACAGAUUGUCGCCUGUUUGGACGCUUUAACGUUAACCCACACAGCCAUCUCCAUGGUCGAGGGAGCCUCUGGACCAAAAGAUGUGGCAAAUACCAUGGUUCAGAAAUUUUGGGAUUCAGCACUUGCCUUGCAUCCUUCAGAGGAGAAUGACUGGCAUAGUGACGAAUCUCGUACGGCAGCCUCAGAUAGUGCUGAAGGGAAGCAAACACCCCCUCAUGUUGGCAAUGCAUUCUCUUUCAAAAUUGAAGAUAAAAAAGGGCGGAUGCACAGAUUCAGUUGCGUUUCAGAAAGCUUAGAUGAGCUUGUGUCUGCUAUUGCAUACAGAUUAGGAACAGAAAACAAGAAGGCAAAUGUAAAUCUUCUGUACGAUGAUGAUGAAGAUGACAGAGUUCUUCUGGUUACCGAUGGUGAUCUCGUUGCAGCGAUUGAGCAUGCCAGAUCAGCCGGAUGGAAGGUUCUGAGGCUGCACAUGGACGACGGGUCAAAGAUCAGCGCAGAUUCCACACCAACGUCGUCUGUGGAUACCUCAGCAGCAAGGAGAGGCUGGCCGUCCCUCCGGCUAGGUAGAGUGGCCAGUGCAGCUGCUGUUGCCGGGGUCGGGGUAAUCGUCUACUUGAGAUGCUCUCGGCAAUGACUUCAAUAUACAUACCUCAGACGCAAAGAGCUCAACACUGUAUAGAUUUACUAGGCAGGAGGAGGAUCACACAAAUCACGGCGGCAAUAAGGCUCUUGCCAAGCCUCUACACUGAAAUUUUCUCCAGGGUUUGCAGUCAUUCUAAAAUGACUUCAGAGAGUGUUUCUUCUUCUUCUUCUUUAGUGAUCAAUUUCUGACAACAGGGGUGUAUGUUCAGUUGUUUUUUCUCUGACUUUAGUUCAUCCUGACGAACUAACAAUAACAUG
Molecule: messenger RNA, 1877 nt
Organism: Triticum dicoccoides
Lineage: Eukaryota; Viridiplantae; Streptophyta; Magnoliopsida; Poales; Poaceae
Product: CBS domain-containing protein CBSCBSPB3-like
Exons: 14
Coding region: 1-1611 (536 amino acids)
Molecular function (GO): protein binding
Source: RefSeq, a predicted model, not a curated record